Messenger RNA from Pocillopora verrucosa, 574 nucleotides. The record is from RefSeq and is a predicted model, not a curated record. NCBI's taxonomy places the organism in Eukaryota, Metazoa, Cnidaria, Anthozoa, Scleractinia, Pocilloporidae.
GAUAACAUGGCUUGCUACACUCUCUGUUUUCACAAUCAUCAUCAUCUUGGCACUGCAGAAAGUUCCAGAUUUUCUUGGAUACAAAGCCAUCCUACAUCAGCUGAAAUUUCUUCCCUCCUGUUGGACUCUGAUGAUUCUUUUGUUUGUAUCCUUGACCAGAUACAUCAAACCCGCUAUAUCUGCCAAAUCCAUCAAUUCCUGGAUGAUAUUGAUGGGUUUGGCUUUUAACUACAUUCUUAGAACUUUAUUUGUUGGCUUUUUGAAUUAUACGCAGUUGAAUUUUUUGAAGUGUCAAUAUCCCAGUUAUAUCUUUGUGUUGUCAAAGCUUUCCGUGCUGGUGUUAUUUGCCAUCUCUCUAAUGAACUUGCUUGCCACCAUUUUAGAACUUACUGUUCAAGUUCAUAAGGUGCAUCGAUCUAUGGGAGAACAACACUCGGAAUAUUUUGAAAUGAUAAAUGAUCUUCUGCGUGACUUUGGUACAACCACUUUUAGAUUCAAAAUGACGAGUUUCUUUUGGCAGAAACUUUUCAUUGAUGAUAAGAAUAUUCUCUCUAACCAAGCACCUUUGCAGUGA